Molecule: messenger RNA, 615 nt
Organism: Sphaeroforma arctica JP610
Lineage: Eukaryota; Ichthyosporea; Ichthyophonida
Exons: 1
Coding region: 256-588 (110 amino acids)
Source: RefSeq, a predicted model, not a curated record
CAAGGAUCUGAUGAACAAGAAUAAGAAGCUGGACGACAAGACUGUACUGUGUCAGACUCCUAGUAAAGACCUAGCAGCUAGCCUGGCCAAACAGGAGAGUAAAUAUCAAAGUCGGGUCCACGAACUGGAGGAAAAACAUGUUCGCUUCAAUCACGACUAGUCGUGCCAAUCUUGCCUGCUGCACCCGAUGUGGUCAGUGCAACCGCUGACGCUAACCGUCUAGUAGACAGCUUCCCCACAUUUGGUGAGGAGCUCAUGUACUAUAUUCGGUCUCGUGUACAUAUGCCUAUGAGGCUACGGUGUGAAUUGCUGCAAAUAAUGGAACAAUCCGACGCUAUUGUCCGUAGUCUGCAAGUAUUGUCCGUCAAUUUGCAGUUUUCUGUGAAGGAAGUUGUGGAUAAACUAGUCAUAUUCGCCGACGAACAUUUUUCUAAUUACAGUUGGAACAGCACUCUAAGCCGUAGUUGUUACUGCCGCAUGAGUUCUCGUUAUUGUUUGUACGAGAAUGUUUGCGCAAAUCAAACCUUGUUUGAACACCUCAAACUGCAUCUGUACAUACUUAAAUUUCUCAAUGCAUACCGAGUUUGAUACACUAAUGUCCAAGUGAAUGAGAAU